GGGGGAGAAAAAGAAAGAGUCAUUCCGCGGGGCAUCGGAGCCUCCAGCCCUUGAAGGGAAAGGGGGCUGCUGUGGCGCCGGCGGGGGCGAGGCCCGGCUUAGGAGGCCGUCCCCGUUGCGGCGAAGGGGGCCUUCCUGCCCCGGCGAACUCCUGCCCGGCUGCCCCCUUCCCCGGCGCAGCGGCGGCUGCACCAUCGCCGGCGCCUCCCCUCAGCUUUCCCAGCCUUCCUCUCCGCGACGAAGGCGCCCGCCUGGGCCUAGCCGCGCCUGGGGGGGAAUCCCGCCCGGCUCCUUCUUCCUGCCUUCCUCUCAGGCCCGCCUCGGCCUAGUCCGGGCAAGCCAUGUGAGCGAGCCUCCCUCGCCCGCUCCGUCUCCCUCGGCCCCGGCGGCUGCUCCGGGGAUGCUCUUACUGGCCGUGGGCGACGCCGACGCCGCCUCAGCCGCCGGCCCCAGCCCCGCCAUGGAGCCCCCCAACCCGGCGCUGGUCAUCCGCAUCCGCGUCCCGGACGGCGGCGCCGUGGACUGGACGGUCCACCCGGCGCCUCAGCUGCUCUUCAGGGACGUCCUGGAUGUGAUCAGUCAGGUUCUGCCUGAUGCGACGACAACAGCCUUUGAAUAUGAAGAUGAGGACGGUGAUAGGAUUACUGUUCGAAGUGAUGAAGAAAUGAAAGCGAUGCUGUCCUAUUAUUACACCACAGUCAUGGAACAGGAAGUAAAUGGACAGUUAAUAGUGCCUCUGCAGAUCUAUCCAAGAGCCUGCAAACCUCCAGGGAAACGGAACAUACAUGGCCUGAAGGUAAAUACGCGAGCAGGGUCUGCUAACAAUAGUGGCGCAGCCGUCCCGGACUCCCUUCCAAGCAAUAGUUUGAAGAAGUCUUCUGCAGAACUGAAGAAAAUAUUAGCUAAUGGCCAGAUGAAUGAACAAGACAUACGGUAUCGAGACAUCCUCGGUCAUGGCAAUGGAGGAACCGUCUACAAAGCAAACCAUGUCCCCAGUGGGAAAAUACUAGCCGUAAAGGUGAUCCCUUUAGAUAUUACACUGGAACUUCAAAAGCAGAUUAUGUCGGAGUUAGAAAUUCUUUACAAGUGUGAUUCGUCCUAUAUCAUAGGAUUUUAUGGUGCUUUUUUUGUAGAAAACAGGAUUUCCCUUUGUACUGAAUUCAUGGAUGGGGGCUCUUUGGAUGUCUACAGGAAAAUUCCAGAACACGUACUGGGAAGAAUAGCCGUAGCAGUUGUUAAAGGCCUUACAUAUUUAUGGAGUUUAAAAAUUUUACAUAGAGAUGUGAAGCCCUCAAAUAUGUUGGUGAACACAAGAGGCCAAGUCAAGUUAUGUGACUUUGGGGUCAGCACACAGCUGGUGAAUUCCAUAGCCAAGACGUAUGUCGGGACAAAUGCUUAUAUGGCGCCAGAACGCAUUUCAGGAGAGCAGUAUGGAAUUCAUUCUGAUGUUUGGAGCCUAGGGAUUUCCUUCAUGGAGCUUGCUCUCGGGAGGUUCCCGUAUCCUCAGGGGUGGACGCUGAACAUCAGAGAGCAUGGUGAGCCAAGUGAGUUCGUGGUACAGAUUCAGAAAAACCAGGGAUCUUUAAUGCCCCUCCAGUUACUCCAGUGCAUUGUUGAUGAGGAAUCGCCUGUCCUUCCGGUUGGGGAGUUCUCAGAGCCGUUUGUACACUUCAUCACUCAAUGCAUGAGAAAGCAGCCAAAGGAACGCCCAGCCCCUGAAGAGUUAAUGGGCCACCUCUUCAUCGUCCAGUACAAUGAUGGGAAUGCUGAGGUCGUCUCCAUGUGGGUCUGCCGGAUGUUAGAGGAGAGGCGUUCGCAGCAGCAGCAGCAACAGCAGCAGGGAUCUCAGUGAGCCAAAGGGAUGCUGAAUGUCUAAAGGACAGAGACUCUGGUGUCAUCCAAAGCCCAUGCGGGGUUUUUAUGCUUUGGCAGAAGACUUUGAUGAAGGCAUGGUGACUUUUUUAUUCAAGGAAUACCUUCCCCUCCCCUCCCCCAUUAUCAUCACACUGUUUCCUGAAACAUUAAGAAAAUAUUAUAUAUUUUAUUAAACUUACUGUAUAUUUCUUGG
This is a messenger RNA of Podarcis muralis (Common wall lizard), 2068 nucleotides long. RefSeq names its product mitogen-activated protein kinase kinase 5 (gene MAP2K5). The record is from RefSeq and is a predicted model, not a curated record. Gene Ontology annotation, molecular function: ATP binding; protein binding; MAP kinase kinase activity. Gene Ontology annotation, biological process: protein phosphorylation; MAPK cascade. Lineage: Eukaryota; Metazoa; Chordata; Lepidosauria; Squamata; Lacertidae.